This is a messenger RNA of Oldenlandia corymbosa var. corymbosa, 4604 nucleotides long. NCBI's taxonomy places the organism in Eukaryota, Viridiplantae, Streptophyta, Magnoliopsida, Gentianales, Rubiaceae. The record is from the annotation of a GenBank genome assembly.
CUGUCGUUUCUUAAUUUAUGCUUGCGAGUUAUUUUCAUUUCGUUCUUCAUUUCAAAUUAUGGUUUUAGGUACUAGGUGGUCAUUCACUUUUAUUGGAUUUUCACUCUUUGGGUUCCGGUUGAUGGAGGCAGCUGAUUUUUUUUUUUCAUAUUUUCAUCUUGGUUUGCUUUCUUCUAACCAAAUCGCAUUUAGUUGGUUUCCCGCCAUGAGUAAUAGUAGAGUUGUAUGUAUACUUUGUAGAUAAAAAGGGAUGCUUUCUUGCACAUAAGUGACUCUUUUGUGCUUGAGGUGAUUAUCUUGUUAUAUAAAUUGUGUCAUGGUUGUAAAUGAUUGUGACAAAUUUAAAGUCCAAACUUUCUUAAAAGCAGCUGCAUAAUAAGGGAGGAUUAUAUUAGGUUGCAUCUAUGAAUAUUACAUCAUUUUAAUCUAAUGUCUCCAUUUUGCCCCACCUAGUUCUCAUUGGCUGAAAGUUGUUGUCUAUGCUGGAUUUACUUGCUCUACAAUCUCCUGUUCUGAGUGUGAAAAACUUUAUGGUGUCCAGUGAAAAAUUUGGCAUCUUUUGUCUUUUCUUUUUCCUUUUUGUUUUCCCUUUCAAGUUUAAGCUCAACUGCUGGAUUGGAUAUUUCUCUGGCUGUUGUGAGUUGAAUGUACUUGGCAUUUUACUUUCAUGGUUGAAGAUUUGUAUUAAAAGGAAGCAUUGCAGGGUUUUUAAGUCUCAAAUUGAUGUUUCUCCCUUUUUUCAUCUUUUCAGGUGUUCUAAAUAACAGAAAUAAAAGAUGAUUAUCCUUCAACAACAAGUUCAAGCUAUACAUCUUCCUUCUUCCUGUUCUAUUCCAUCUCCAUGUGACCAGUUCCCGCGGCAAAGACGUCAGCUGCUCGCUUCUUCAUCCGUCAAGCACAAUGACUUCGUGCAUGUUAUUUGUUCUACAAGAUCUGUUACUGUUCUCUCUAAUACUAAAAGAUUCGGUGGUCGAGGUAGAAAAAAAGUUGAGUCUGUGCCUCAAAAUAUGGAUCUUCCACCCUCACUUCCUAGGAACAAGAAGAAGCCAUAUCCCAUACCUUUAAAGAAGAUUCUGGAGGCUGCCAGAGCUGAUAAGAAGCUUGCAGAUUUGGGAAUUGAGAAGCCUCUUGAGCCUCCUAAGAAUGGAUUGCUCGUCCCUGAUCUAAUUCCCAUUGCUUAUGAAGUAUUGGAUGCUUGGAAAAUUCUAAUUAAAGGCCUUGCACAGCUCUUGCACGUUGUUCCUGUUCAUGCUUGUAGUGAAUGCUCUGAAGUUCAUGUAGCUCAAGCGGGUCAUGAUAUUCAAGAUUGUCGUGGACCUUCCAGUGGAAGCCGCAGAAGCUUUCACCUGUGGGUGAAGGGGUCAAUCAACGAUGUCCUUCUCCCUGUGGAAUCAUACCAUAUGUAUGAUCCAUUUGGCAGACGAAUUAAACAUGAGACUCGGUUCGAGUACGACCGAAUUCCAGCAGUCGUGGAACUUUGUAUCCAAGCUGGUGUGGAUUUACCUGAAUAUCCUUCUCGGCGGAGGAUAAAACCUAUUCGCAUGAUGGGAAAAAAGGUAAUUGACAUAGGAGGAUUUGUUGAGGAACCACAACUUGUUGGGAAAUCUUUAGAUAGAAAUUCACAAAUUAUGGAGUUUGACACAUAUAGAAGUCAUGAGCGCUUUUCACCUCCGAAAAUGUCAGAAGUUCCUGGGAUUGCUCAGGAGACUAUGAAUGCAUACAUGAAGGUCCAAUGGGGUGUGGAGAAGUUGAUGCAGAAGUAUACUGUGAAGGCCUGUGGUUACUGCUCGGAGGUUCACGUGGGUCCCUGUGGUCAUAAUGCAAAGCUUUGUGGGGAGUUUAAACAUCAGUGGAGGGAUGGAAAACACGGAUGGCAGGAUGCAACAGUGGAUGAAGUGUUUCCUCCCAACUAUGUUUGGCAUGUUCGGGAUCCAAAAGGGCCUCCUUUAAGGAGUGCGCUUAAAAGGUUUUAUGGAAAGAUACCUGCUGUAGUUGAAGUCUGUAGGCAGGCUGGAGCUCAUGUUCCCGAGAUAUACAAGCCGAUGAUGAGACUUGACAUUGUUGUCCCUGGAAAUGAUGAGGCUCGAUUGAUUUCGACUGAAGAAGGGAAUAAAGGGGAUGAAAAAAAGAGUCCCUGUUUCAAGUGGCGUGUUCUUAUUGCAUAUGAUGGCACCCGUUUUUCAGGUUGGCAAUAUCAGCCGUCAAUACCAACUGUUCAUCGUUCAUUGGAAGAGGCUUUAACUCGGAUUACAAAACUAAAUCGAGAGAACCUUGGUUUAGUCGGUGCAGGAAGAACUGAUGCAGGUGUUCACGCCUGGGGUCAGGUUGCACACUAUGUUACACCUUUCAACUUUGACAACCUAGAUAGUGUUCACAAAGCGUUAAAUGGUCUCCUUCCUGAAGAUAUCCGAGUUAGAGAAGUUAGUGCAGCUGUACCUGAAUUUCAUGCGCGUUUCUCUGCCACAAGAAAGAUUUAUCAGUACAAGAUAUUCCAUGGCUCCAUCAUGAAUCCGCUUCAGAGACAUUACGUUUAUCAUAGUGCGUACAAGCUCAAUGCCGACAUUAUGAGGGAAGCUGCUCAGCGUUUUGUUGGGACACAUGACUUUUCUGCUUUUUGCAAUGUAUCGCACAACGAUGGGAUUCCAGAUCCUGUCAAAAUAAUCUUUCGCUUUGACGUAAUUGAAAUGGGUCCUCUUUUGCAGCUUGAAGUCGAAGGAACAGGUUUUUUGUAUCGACAAGUCAGGAACAUGGUUGCGCUGUUGCUUCAAGUUGGAAAGGAAGCAGUUCCGUGUGAUAUAGUUUCAUUGAUUUUGGCAUCUCGGGACCCUUUGGUAGGCAUCAUAGCAUUAACAAAUCCAAACUGCAUUGUAUCUAAAUGUUUCAUGUCUCCUGGUGACUGUUCUUCUCCAGGUAAGAUGGAAGGUUCGUCAAAUUUGAACAAUGAGUUGAUGGAUUAUUCGUCAUCAUCUGACGAAGAGGAAUUGGAGGAAUGGAAGUUACUACGUAUGGUAAAAGCUCGCAAAACAAAAUUAAGCCAGACACCUUGUAGGACAUCAGCUUUGACCGGUCAUCAGUAUGUGAGGGAGGUGAUAUUUGGACAUCACGCUCGGAUUGUUCAAAAUUGUCGCAUCACGGUUGAUAUUUUUUCGAGACUGUGUGAUGUACUUCGAGAGGGAAAUUACCUGUCAGAGCACCACCAGCGACAAGUAUCUGUUGAGGAAGCUCUUGCUAUGUUUUUGAAUUUAACUGGCACAGACGGGCGAACAUGUGUGAUUUCAGAAAGAUUUCAGCAUUCAACAGAGACAGUUCAGCGAAACAUUGAUGAUGUAGUGCAAGCUUUGGUCCGAUUCUCAACAGUUAUCAUUGUACCUCGGAAUGAACAAGAGGUACAUCCAAGAAUAAGAAACAUCACGAAGUUUUAUCCUUGGUUCAAGGCCUCAGAGCAUUUGGAUAAUCCUAGCUUUCCAUACUCUGAUAAGGAUAUGCCAGAAUCUUUUUAUCAAAUUCCUGAGGUGCCUCUACCAGAGGAUUUGUCAUAUUCGGUUUCAUAUGUUCCUUCUAUGUUUAUCCCGGAUAUUCAUGAUUUCUCUCCUUUUGAUGAUGUCACUGAUUCUCCUAACUCUGUACUGGAUGUUAUUUUAUCAGACUCAGAAUCAAGUUUUAGGGAUAACAUUACUGUAGUUGAGAAUGAAAAUAUUGCUUUGUCUAGUCAGGUGAAUGGCAGUAUUCCCACACUGACUGUUUCUGAAAAUUCUGGACCUGGAUUGUUUACUGCUCAAAUGUAUUACUCUUCUGAUAAAUCUGUAUCUAGGAAGUCUCACUGUGAUUUUAAUCAAGUACUAAAUCAGGAGGAUAAGUUAGGUGGUAGACAAGUUAGAGAUCAAGAUGCUAGGUGUCUUCGCAAUUUCUUACAGCACAACCAUCUAGACGAGCUAAGGCACCUGGGAUGUUGGUUUACUUGGUCCAAUAAUCGUCAAGACUCUCAGUUAAUUUAUGAGAGAUUGGACAGGGCUUUUGCAACCUCAGAUUGGCAGCAGUACUUCAAUAGAGCAAUGGUGCAUAAUUUGCCUAUUGCAAACUCAGAUCAUGGCCCCCUUAUUCUGAGAAACCUGGCCAAAAGAAAAUUUGCAGAUCCAAUCUGUGCAGGAGAAGUUGUCCUACAAACUACAUGGAAGCCUUACAAAGCUGCAUACGUGGAGAAAAAAUCAUUUUGGGAGGAUGGUCGAUGGAAAAUACCUGUAAUUCAGAAUCUGUUUCCAUUCUCCAUUAUCCCUCACAUUACCAGGAUCUUUGUGGAUUCAACAAGGCGACAUCAUGAUGAUAGACUAAUCUGGACUAGAGAAAAACAUGAUAGCUACACUGUUAAGUCUGGAUACCAUGAAGCAAUUAACCUAUAUCAGCAACCACGGGUUACUAAUCAACCUGCUCAGGUUUUAAAUCAACCUAUGCAGGCCCCCAAUCCAUCCAUGGUUUGGAAAAAACUCUGGAACUCGCGAGUACAACCUAAACUGAAAAUGACUUUCUGGCGAGCAAUCUCAAAUGCAUUGCCAACAAGAACUGCAUUACAGAAGCGAGGCAUUCCAGUGUCUAGUACCUGUCCUUGA